Puma concolor (puma) is the source of this 720-nucleotide messenger RNA. RefSeq names its product sex-determining region Y protein. Gene Ontology annotation, cellular component: nucleus. Gene Ontology annotation, biological process: cell differentiation; male sex determination; positive regulation of transcription by RNA polymerase II. The record is from RefSeq and is a predicted model, not a curated record. Lineage: Eukaryota; Metazoa; Chordata; Mammalia; Carnivora; Felidae. Gene Ontology annotation, molecular function: RNA polymerase II cis-regulatory region sequence-specific DNA binding; DNA-binding transcription activator activity, RNA polymerase II-specific.
UUUUAUGCUUCUGGUAUGUUGAGAGUAUUGAGCAGCGAUGAGCACCGUGAGGCGGUACAGCAACAAAAUAUCCUCGCUGUGGAGGGAACCUCUUGCGAACUUUGCACGGAGAGUCCUACCUCCAAUUACCGGUGUGAAACCGGAGGAAAGGGUAGAGACCGCGGUCAGGACCGCGUCAAACGACCCAUGAACGCAUUCAUGGUGUGGUCUCGAGACCAAAGGCGCAAGGUGGCUCUAGAGAAUCCCCAAACGCAAAACUCAGAGAUCAGCAAGCAGCUGGGGUACCAGUGGAAAAGGCUUACAGAAGCCGAAAAAUGGCCGUUCUUCGAGGAGGCACAGAGACUACAGGCGCUGCACCGAGAGAAAUACCCGGGCUAUAAAUACCGACCUCGUCGGAAGGCCACGCCAGAGAAAAGUGACAAAUUGCUCCCCGCAGACCCCUCGUCCACACUCUGUAGUCAGCUGCACGCGGGAGAGAGGUUGUACGCCUUCCCCUACAAGGACGGCUGUACGAAGGCUGCACACUCACGAAUGAAGGACCAGUUAUACUCCUCCUCGGAACCCAUGAGCAUAACCAGCUCGCUGCUGGAACCGGGACCUCACAGGACCUCCACAACCCUCCAAGACAGUCCUGAAGACUUGCCUAUGCAGCUCUCCGCGGAUGCUCCCCUUUGUCGUAACUUAGAGCUGGGAGUUUCUGAGGCUUACUUUGCAUGGUGA